AUGGAGGCAUUUCAAAAGAUUCAUCCACUAGAGUUUUAUAGAAAGUUUCUAGAGAGAUCGGUGAGACCAGAUGGUAGAUCAUUACAACGUAUAAGAAACACAACAGUAUCGGCAGGUUCAAUUCUGACUGCUGACGGUUCAUCAUUCGUAAAGAUUGGAAAUACCUCUGUCAUUUGUGGUGUACGUGCUGAGAUUGCUGAGAAACAACAAGAUCAAACAACAUCCAAUACUUGUAAAUCUCAAAUUAUUGUAAAUAUUGAAAUGGGACCAAUAUGCUCAAAUAUAUUUUCAUCGACUAAACCAUCAGAGAAAGCAAUGUCGUUGUGCACACAACUGAAUCAAUUGGUACAACUGUUGGAUAUCGAUCCGAAACAACUGUACUUUGAUGUCGAUGGAAAGUAUCUUUGGUAUCUCUAUGUCGAUUUAUAUUGUUUGGAUUACAAUGGUAAUAUAUUGGAUGCUGCUAUCAUUGCAAUGUUGAGUGCUCUAAAGAAUGUUAAAUUACCAAAAGGUGUAGUUAGUGAUGAUGGUAGUGAAGUAUAUAAAGAAGAAGAUACAAUGAGAACAUUGAUUAUAAAUUCAUAUUUGAUACCGUUGUCGUUUGCGGUGAUCGAUGAGUACGUGCUGUCAGAUCCAUCGUUGGAAGAGGAGAAGCUGUCUAACGGUAGCAUAUCGAUUGUAUAUAACGAGAAGAGAGAACUUUGUUUACAACUAUACUCUGGUAUCACGCCACUAGACGAAAAGACUCUACAACAAUGUUUAGAUCAAACAAAACAACGUACUCAAGAAAUCAAAGAUUUAAUCGAUCAAUCAAUAAACGACUCAAAAGAUAAAUAA
This is a messenger RNA of Heterostelium album PN500, 837 nucleotides long. RefSeq names its product exosome complex component RRP43. Bases 1 to 837 code for a protein of 278 amino acids. NCBI's taxonomy places the organism in Eukaryota, Evosea, Eumycetozoa, Acytosteliales, Acytosteliaceae. Gene Ontology annotation, biological process: U1 snRNA 3'-end processing; nuclear mRNA surveillance; nuclear polyadenylation-dependent rRNA catabolic process. The transcript is spliced from 3 exons. The record is from RefSeq and is a predicted model, not a curated record. Gene Ontology annotation, cellular component: cytoplasmic exosome (RNase complex); nuclear exosome (RNase complex).